AGUCUAACCCCUCGCUUUACCACGACGGAAGCGCUGGUUCUGACGUGUCGCGACCUCACUGGGCCUCAGUCCGCAACGAGAGUCCCAGGCCUGGAAGAGGGGUGGCCCGAGGUGCGAGAUGCAAGCGGGGAAGGUUGGAAAGAGAUGCCCUUUCCUACCAGAGUCAAAGUUUCCCCGAAGCCUGUCUCGCCCAGCUUCCCAUUGGCCCAUGGGAUCCACCCCCUUCAGGGUUCCUCCCCCUGCUCUGCAAGUUCUGGGAGAGGGGACAUUCCUGAGAGUCCAAGGGUCACCACGACACCAUGACUGAGUCUGGCAAGCCCAUCCUCUAUUCCUAUUUCCGGAGCUCCUGCUCGUGGAGAGUUCGAAUUGCGGAGGACCCAGAGAGGAAAUCUGGUCCCUGGAGUCACAGCAGAUGCUGUCAGACCACCGAAGAGGCCUAUGCCCUGCUUGGAAUCGCUCUGGCCUUGAAAAGCAUCGACUUUGAGACUGUACCUAUCAACCUCAUAAAGGAUGGGGGACAGCAGUUCUCUGAAGAAUUCCAGGCACUGAAUCCCAUGAAGCAGGUGCCCGCCCUGAAGAUCGACGGAAUCACCAUUGCCCAGUCGCUGGCCAUCAUUGAGUACCUGGAGGAAACUCGGCCCACUCCACGCCUCCUGCCGCAGGACCCGAAGAAGAGGGCCCAGGUGCGCAUGAUUUCCGACAUCAUCACCAGCGGCAUCCAGCCCUUGCAGAACCUGUCUGUCCUGAAGCAAGUGGGACAGGAGAACCAGCUGACCUGGGCCCAGAAGGCCAUCCGUCCUGGCUUUAACGCUCUGGAGCAGGUCCUGUGGAGCACAGCAGGGAAGUACUGUGUGGGAGACGAGGUGUCCAUGGCUGAUCUCUGCUUAGUGCCUCAGGUGGCAAACGCUGAAAGGUUCAAGGUGGAUCUCACUCCCUACCCUACCAUCAGCCGCAUCAACAAGACGCUAAUGGCCUUGGAGGCUUUCCAAGUGUCUCACCCCUGCCGGCAGCCAGACACACCCCCUGAGCUGAGGGCCUAGCUCUCCAACUGUGCCCCGUGGGGGAGGGGCAGGGAGAGGGUGCAGAAGCAGAAGCUCGGGGGUGGCUGAACAGGCCUGGAAACAAGCACGCCCUCACUGGAGAAGCAGGAGACCUGAACUCCUUGAACUUGGACACUAGCCCUGGAUCUGCCUUCCCACUGAAACUCUUUGUGCCUCAGUCCCCUCAUCUGUCCAGUGUGGGUAGGGUGGGGGAGAGGAUGCGGGGAGGAAGGGGGCAGGAACAUGACCGGUUGCCUGUGUCGUGGGGCAGUCGUGAAGAUGAGGUGAGAAUGUAGCCUAAAAUGCUUGGCGGGUUCACCAGAGAUGUAAGGGAGCCUGUGCGCCUCUUCCCAUCCCCGCAGCUGUACCUGACUCCCGAGAAUGCCCACAUUGAAACGUGAUCAUUAAACUGAAGCCCAGGCCUCGG
Molecule: messenger RNA, 1467 nt
Organism: Ailuropoda melanoleuca (giant panda)
Lineage: Eukaryota; Metazoa; Chordata; Mammalia; Carnivora; Ursidae
Gene: GSTZ1
Product: glutathione S-transferase zeta 1
Exons: 11
Coding region: 300-1040 (246 amino acids)
Biological process (GO): glutathione metabolic process; L-phenylalanine catabolic process
Cellular component (GO): cytoplasm; mitochondrion
Molecular function (GO): glutathione transferase activity; maleylacetoacetate isomerase activity
Source: RefSeq, a predicted model, not a curated record